CACGCACGCCGGGCGUACGCUUUGUCACGCGUGCGGUUUUCUACGCUCUCUGUCUGCGUGUGCUCGUCUCUCGUCUCUCACCUAAGUUUAUUGUUAGAGGGGCCGGCUAGCCGCGGACAGGGCAUCAGGAUUUAGUGCUUCUUACACGCCCAUGCCGGUACCACGCGUCUCCGGGAGCUUCUUUCGAUCGUUUCUCGAUCGAUCCUCGCGAUUCGACGCGUUCUAAAUCGAGUAACUCGAAGUUGAGACUGAUUAACGGUGACGGUGAUCGAUGAGUGCGAUUGAAUUUGUGAUUUUUUAUUUUUUAUUUUUAUGUGAACCUUUGAUCGACGAAUCGAUAAUUUUUUGGUGUUUUAAUCGAGUGUAAUUGAUAAUUGAAGUUUCUUUCCUCGUGGUUUCAUAAUUGAAAAAAAGCCGUCGCUGGUAUCGACCCUCGAUUUCGUCGGGACGCACCUUGGCUUAAACCUGGCACUUUAUUAAAAGAUAAAAAUGCAGUCAGAAACUAUUACCCCGGAAGCGGUGACGCGUCGUUUUAAAGGAACCUCCGCAAAGGAAGUUGCUGAAUUGUAUGGCUUAUAUUCAACAGCUUUUGCUCGAACGCUGGUCCUUAGGUAAAUGAGCUCUUAUCGCUCGUUCCUCCUUCGCACGAAGCCAUAGUAAAAACUUCAGACACCAGCAAACGGCCAGUAGAUAGAUGCAAGUUCUUAUCAGACCUCUUGGUGUAUCUCUUAUCGUCGGCCAUUUCACUGUCGCGAAUAAACCUUGUGAACUUGUGCCGCGAAGAAAGGAUUGGUCGAGUGUGUCGAGGGUAGGAUAAAGUGCUAAGAGUGCGUUUGGGUAAGCGCUGUCCAUGGCGAAGGAGCGUGGAACUCGCGAGAGGACUUAUAAGGGGUACUUAUUUCGCGAGUGGACUUUCAACGAGCGCUAAUUUCGCGGGUGGACUUCCGACGCGUGUAAAACUUGCUAAAAGAGUUACUAAAUUCGCGAGUGGACUUUGAACGCGUGUAAAAUUUCCUAAAAGAGUUCCAAAGCGUACUAAAUUCGCGAGUGGACUUCGAACGCGUGUAAAAUUUUCUAGAAGAGUUCCAAAGCGUUCUAAAUUCGCGGGUGGGAUUUCAACGCGUGUGUAACUCACACGGAGUGGAAUGUUAGUGUCCAAGUGUUGCAGUGUUACUAAAUCCUUACGAAAUUCCGCGUUGCACGCGAACAGACCGCGAAACGGAAGAAAGGAAGGAAGGAAGCCGCUCGAGGAGGCAUUAUUAAAGCAACGGGCCUUUAAACCGGCGGCUAGGUUCGCGUUUACGUGGGCAGAGCGAAAAGUAUGCGGCACCAAGCACGAUGAAGGGGCCAAGAAUCGGUGGUUCAGCGAGCGGGAAAAAGCUGGACUUCUGCCAAGAACCGCGUCACGGUUGGACAGUGUUGCUGGUGUAUUUGGGCAUCUGUGCCUUGCUGCCUGUCACGAUCUUUGCUGCUCCUGUGGAACUUCGCGAAAUACCGAAGGGGAACAACGAGCGUCGACCAAACGAUGCCAAUAAUGAUUCAACCGAAGGAGAUUUACCGGUUUUUGAGCCGACAGCGGCGAACGUCAGCGCAUUCGUCGGGCAGACCGUGUACCUGCCAUGCCGUGUACGAAAUUUGGGAGACAAAGUGGUGUCCUGGAUGAGAAGCAAGGACCUCCACAUUCUCACGUCAGGAACUACUCUGUUCAGCUCGGAUGCGAGGUUCGGGCCUCAGCACACACCAGGAAGCGAUGCUUGGACACUCAGGCUGGACAACGCCCGGAAGACAGACUCCGGCAAGUAUGAAUGUCAGGUGAACGCCGAGCCGAAAAUGAUGUAUGUUGUUCAGCUGUCCGUGCGAGUUCUUCUCUUUUUAGAUCCUGAUAAGCCAGAAGGUUACGACGAACCUCAUUCCCAACAGACACGAAUAAGUUACGAAAGCACCGCUCCGGUGGCGGCCAUAAUGGGUCCUCGGGAGCAGAGGGUGCCAUCAGGGUCGACGAUCACCUUGAGGUGCGUCAUAUUGUCCCCGUAUCAGACCCGACCCAUCAGGGGCGUGCAAUGGCUCCGGGACAACAAACUACUAACAUUCCAGGCAGCACGAGGCGGAAUAAACGUGGAAACCGAAAGAGGCGCGGCUCGUACGGUCUCCGAAUUGACAUUGGCGACGGUCACGCCGAACGACGUCGGAAAAUAUUCGUGCAGACCGACGGAGGGACGGACGGACACUGUAAUGCUGAUCGUCGAACCAGGAGAACGCACGGAAGCCAUGCAACGUGACGCCGGAUACGUCUCAUCCGGAUGUAACGUCAGGCACUGGGCCGGACUUCUACUUCCGUUCUCGUGGUUUCUAAUACUCGCGCGAAACAGCCAAACUUUCCUGCAAUAGCGGACCAACCCGACAGUAUUUCACGCUUGCCUCUUCUGCCCUGAUGCCCUCGUUCCGCUUCGGGGAAAGUACCUACAACCGUUGACCAACGACCAGUAGAUUGUAAGCUAGAAAUAUCGUAGGAAUUAUCGGUAAGAGGAUGAUCGACCACCAUGGUGUUUCCAUUUGAAUUUUAGAUCCAGAAAAAUCUUCCCAACACGAAUUUUCAUCUCCUUUUUCUGUCGAAAAUCAGAGAGAUAAAAAUUAUUAAUUCGAAUGGUGGUGAAUUUAAAUGAAUAAUUAUUCAUAUAUUCUUUUUCCAGAGAAAAAGAUAUUAUGAAAAUGUAUAGUAUAAUUU
Messenger RNA from Osmia lignaria (orchard mason bee), 2725 nucleotides. The record is from RefSeq and is a predicted model, not a curated record. NCBI's taxonomy places the organism in Eukaryota, Metazoa, Arthropoda, Insecta, Hymenoptera, Megachilidae.